Trichophyton benhamiae CBS 112371 is the source of this 1806-nucleotide messenger RNA. RefSeq lists its product as uncharacterized. The record is from RefSeq and is a predicted model, not a curated record. The coding region runs from base 1 to 1806 and encodes 601 amino acids. Gene Ontology annotation, molecular function: magnesium ion transmembrane transporter activity. Gene Ontology annotation, biological process: mitochondrial magnesium ion transmembrane transport. The transcript is spliced from 3 exons. NCBI's taxonomy places the organism in Eukaryota, Fungi, Ascomycota, Eurotiomycetes, Onygenales, Arthrodermataceae. Gene Ontology annotation, cellular component: mitochondrial inner membrane.
AUGCUUUCCUCGCCUCCUGUGAAGACAGUAGCUCCGUCCUCGAAUCUUCUUCGCUAUCUUCGCUGCCAAUUUGACUAUUCGCGUUGCCGGUCAAAGGUUUCAACUGCCUGCCGAUGGAGUUCGAGUCAGGCUUGCGCGAGCGGUUUACGGUCUUCGCUACAUUUGAACUCGCCUAAACUAGCAUAUGGCUACUCAUCGUACGGAACAAAGUGUGGUACCUCUCUGAUUAAGCCGCCCAUUGUAACAGGCACUUUGAUAUCACGCAGACGCUCUCUUUCUGCCAGCCGAUACCAGCUCUUGAGCACAGAUGGCAUCCGAUCCUUCAGCACUACAACUGUGAGAUGCCGACACUUCCUGCGGCGGCUUUUAGGCUUUUCACGGCCACCCACCAACCCGCAGUUGAAACCGGAUGAUCUCCCUCAAAACAUUCCAAAUUUCGAUGACGGGAAUGAGAGUAAUCCUUUCAAUGUAGGACGCAACUUGGCGUUGAAGGUCUCAAAUGAACCUCGACUUCGAUGUACAGAGUUUGAUGGGGCUGGAAACGUUACUCUUGUAAACGGGGAAUUCAAGAAGAGCGAAUUGAUUGCCAAGUAUGGCCUUCUACCUCGAGACCUGAGAAAGAUCGAUUCCUCCGUCCUGCCACAUAUUCUCAUUCGUCACAGCGCAAUUCUUAUCAGUCUUUUACAUUUAAGGGUUCUUAUCAAGUCAGAUCGAGUCUUGGUGUUUGAUGCGUAUGGUUCCACAGACACUUAUACCCAGUCCCUAUUUAUGUAUGACCUUGAGGGAAAAUUACGACAGAAAGAACCAGUUUCACGAGCUGCUUGGGCCUCUGGCGCUUUACCAUAUGAAUUUAGGGCACUUGAAGCAGUGCUCGUAAGCAUCACUAGCGGCCUUGAGGCAGAAUUUGAGGGCGUUAGAGAACCGGUUUCUAGGGUUCUACGAGCGCUUGAAGAGGAUAUCGACCGAGAUAAACUCAGACACCUCCUAGUCUAUUCUAAACGUCUCGGAACAUUCGAACAGAAGGCCAGACUUGUUCGUGAUGCGAUUGAUGACUUGCUAGAGGCAGACGAUGACCUGACGGCGAUGUACCUCUCCGAGAGGUCAAAAGGAAUACACAGAGCCGAACACGAUCACCAAGAAGUCGAGAUGUUACUGGAAUCUUAUCAUAAAGUUUGUGAUGAGAUCGUCCAGGCCAGCGGCAAUUUGGUAACUAACAUCAGAAACACAGAGGAGAUUGUGAAAGCAAUUCUGGACGCCAACCGCAACUCCCUUAUGCUUCUAGAGCUCAAGUUUAGCAUCGGGACUCUGGGAAUGGCAGCAGGAACUCUAUUUUCAGCUCUCUAUGGUAUGAACUUGAAAAACUUCCUCGAAGAGUCCGAUUUAGGCUUUGGCGCUGUUUCUGCUGCUUGCUUUGCCCUAACAGCAUUUGUAUGUGUGUAUGGGCUUAUAAAGCUGAGAAAGGUCCAACGUGUCCGGAUGUGGGGAGAAAACGGUAUACAGGAAUCCUAUAGGGGAGGUUUAGCUGUACGUGGUUGUCCUCCGCCUGCUCCCCAGAGUAACUGGAGAUCGGAUUCUAUUAGUCCUUUUUUUCCUGGCGAAGAACGUAUGCAACGACUACGUCGGCUGCGAGGAGCGUCAAGCCCUGCAGUGCCGCCUACCGUAUCCCCGGCUGCUGUAGCUGCGAAUAAACUGAGGUCCUCAAAGCAUAAGAAGAGGCCAGACCGAAAUACCAAGGCUGAGGCCCAAGAGCCUAUCCAAGAAGAAACUAUUCAGGAAACUGAACCCCUGAGCUCAGCAGCCCGCUAG